GGACUUGACGUAAGUGAAUUACAGAAAUCGGGUUUCAUACGUUCAAGAGAUCGGCUGGCUGCUUUGUACACGGCGCACUGGAUUAAAUUGUUCGUGGUACCGACAAGCAACCACACCGGCAACUCACUCACCUGCAACCUAUCCAAAAAGAUCUCCAACUAACCCAGCGAGACAGCAGCCGCAUAGGAAUUCUUAUCCACGAGGCCCCUCCCACCAAUGACCUAUCAAAUCCCCACAGACACACAAGAUCUCCAGGCGAGCGCAAACUAAAGCCAACUAGUGCGGGGUAACGUAAGCUGUCAGAUCUCGAUCCGCCCUUUCCCAGGAGUCUGAUACAGUCCAAAUCAGGUGUUGUGCGCUUUAACUCUGCUUGUUUUGAAGUUUCCGCAAUCGUCUGUUGUCACAGCAUAUGCCUGAUUGCAGGUCCCAGUGCCUGUGCUCGAUCGCAUCUACAGCCGCAACGUCAAGAGAAGGGUGGUCACGCAGGGGAAGGGCGCUGAAAGAUGUUGCAGGUUCACUCUGAUCCAAUCCACACCCAAACCAUCUCGGCGGGAAAACAUGCCUACUCACUGUUGACGAGGGUGUCUAUUCGCUGGCCGCCGGAGGAGCCAUACGAAAAUACCGACACAACUGUCAUCAGUGUCAACAACUUCUUCGUGGAUCUGCGUGUUGAAAAGGAAUCGAGGAGAUUGGACUGGGCGAUCGCUGGUGUACGCCUAGUGGAUCAAAAUGAUUCCAGAAGAGUAACAUUUCUGCAUACGAUUAAUUCGCGCAACACCUUCCAACACGUCGAUACCGGCGUAUUUACACCGUUAGAAAAUGGCGACGAAAUGGAGACCGGAACUAUGAUACGACCAGGGGAUGGCCCCGGUGCGUUCCCUCGACCGUACGAAGAAGUCUGGCGACACAAGCGGGCCCCCCAUGUACCUGGGCCAAACAUAGCAUGGAUUCUCGAGGGUGCUGGAUCUCGUGUAUCACUUACACAGAAUUCCGACGGCAUUGGUUCGGAAGAAAGUAAGGAGGUCGAGACUUUUCUUGCUCGACUGGGCGGAGUAUACAUUGCUGUCCGCCAACCCACUCGCAUUGUGCAAACACCGCUACCCAAUGGAAGUUUCACGUUUCAAAAAUUUGGCGAUAUGGAAGGUGUCAGUGUCCGACAUGAGGAGUACGUCCAGAAAAGAGGAUGGAUCGAAAAGUUCGUGACAGGACCCGAGGGCAGAGAUUUGCCAACCAUGCAAAAGAAUAAGACCAGUGACUUUGCACUGGCCCAAGAAGGCAAGGGGAACUGGAGGAAACCGUCGCAAAAGGUGACGAUUCGUGGCGAAGAAUAUGUUGUCCGUGGGUUUGCCGAUAUCGCUUGAGUGUUGUGUACACACGUUGGAUGUUUGAUUCGCCAUUGCGCAAGUCGAUUCGAUUUGACUUUUUUUGCUGUUAAAUUUCUCGUGCCUUUCUUUGCUUUUCAUUUUUGAUACCAUCUUGCUUUCUUUACAUUUUUACCCAUCUAUUUUCUGGAAUGCAUGUCCUUGAAGCUAUCCAUAUGUUUUCAGCAGUUUAUCUUCAAUUGUUAGUGGCUGCAUUCCAGUUUUGUCUUUACUAUGAUAUAUCUAUGUAUAUUUCUCGUGAUCAUCUGCUUCUGCCAUUUGCUUCAUGUCCCUUUCCUUUCUGACCGCACCGCUGCUUCAAUUGUUCAACGUUAGUCAGCGGCAUGGUCUUUUUGGCGUUUGGGCUAUGCUAUGCUCUGUGAUUAAUUGAUGCUCAAAAUAUGAUAGAAUUUGGGUCUUUU
Molecule: messenger RNA, 1783 nt
Organism: Talaromyces stipitatus ATCC 10500
Lineage: Eukaryota; Fungi; Ascomycota; Eurotiomycetes; Eurotiales; Trichocomaceae
Exons: 2
Coding region: 504-1361 (285 amino acids)
Source: RefSeq, a predicted model, not a curated record